AUGGAGACUUCGUCACAACGCCGCAAGGCCUGCGACUUGUGCUUCGUCAAGAAGAUCAAGUGCGACAUGCUCAAGUCGGCAUGUUCGAACUGCAUCCUGUACAAGACCGAAUGCAAAACGACCCCGGUCCGCCGUCGGGUUGCACCGGCCAGAGAGCGCCAACAGCAGCAGCAGCAACAACCCAAACAGGGCACGGCUGGAGGAGACGCCACAAAGGUUGAGGAGCUGGAGAGCCGCCUGGCUAGGAUAGAAGAGCAGUUGCAACGCGCACUCGAUGCCAACGAGCGUCUUUCGAGCCAAGCCCCGCCUCCCUUGUCAGUCAUAUCGAAUACAACGGAGUUGCCAGCGAGCAGCGGGGCAUCAGGGAGCCAGGGGAACCUGGAGAAUCCGGGCAACGACAGCCUGCCAGAGGACACCGACCUUAACAACGCCUUUUCGUGCAGCGCGAGCCCGAGCGAAUGGGUCGUGGAGCCGGAAAGGCCAAAGCUGCCGCCGCUCGAGGACAUCAUGCCCGUCAUCGACGAGUUCUUCAGCCGGUACAACUCCAUCAUGCCGCUCUUUGACCAAGAGACGUUUAUGCGCAUGCUCUCCGACUGGUACUCGCCGUGCUCGCAGCGGUCCCCCGCGGUGUGGGCCGCCAUCAACAUCGCCAUGGCACUGGGGUAUCGCUGCACGCUGAAAGAGCCGGGAAACGUCGAGGCUCUGAUAGAAGACCAGAAGGUGCUGCACCACAUGCGCAACGUGCAGUCGGUCGUGUCGGACCUCGUGACACGGGAGGAGGAUUUGCUAGGGAUCCAAGUCCUCGUCGGCAUGGUCGUCCUUUUCCAGGGGACCAAGGACCCCAAGCCGGCGUCGGUUCUCAUCGGGACGGCCAUCCGUCUGGCGCAUCGCAUGCAACUACACGACAGGGGUUCGCAGCGCUUCUACCCACCCGAGAUCGCCCGGCAGAGAUCUAGAGUGUUUUGGAUGGUAUAUGUCAUGGACAAGGACAUCUGCUUGCGAUCCAAAACGCCGUCUUUCCAGCUCGAUGCCGACAUUGACCUGGCGCUUCCGGAGUUGUACCCCAAUGACGGCGCCGGCAUCAUAGCGGCGAAGAACGGCAGCGAGUUCAACUUCUUCCGGGCGCGGGUCGAGCUCAGCCACAUCGCCGGCAAGGUGUACGACCUGUUGUACAGCACGAGGGCGCGCAAGGUGUCGAGGCAGGAGUCGCAGUCGCGGGUAACGAGGCUGGAGGAAAUGCUCGAGAGCUGGUACGACAAGAUACCGGCCGAGUUCCGGCUGGAUUCUGUGCUGCAGAACAUUGAUGCGCUGCCGGCGGUGCACAUGUCGCUCGUAUACCAUCACUACUUUGUGGUGGUGGUGAUGACGCACGGCAUCUACUCGCACGACGCGGACUGGGUGCAUCGCAUCAGCUCGUACUGCCGGACGGCUAUGAGGGAUCUCGACGGAGUGCCGGUGGCGGCCAGCCUCAAACAGAACGCCCCGCUUCCGGACGGGUGGGACAAGUGCGUCGAGCUGAGCCGAAGGUGCAUGAAGCUGUUCGCCGAGUCGCCCAUGACGGACUGCAGCAUCUGGACCAACUCGUGUGCGCACUUCUCGGGACUCAUCAUCAUCCUGUCCAACAUGUUUGUGUUCCCGGAACACGAGCAUCUAGUGACGGACCAUGCGCUAGCCAACCAUGCGCUUCAUCUGUUUGAUAUGAUGCUGGAGGUGUUGAACAAGGACGCAUUCCACAGGCUCCACGUGGUGGUUAGGGAGCUUCACCGGCGAGCGAUGGCGACGGUGGAAAGGGCAGCGCAGAAGCGGGACGAGCAAGCGGCGGCGGCGGCAGCGGUGGCCGAGGCCAUUAACAACAGCUUGCCUUUCGGGAUGCAAUUCGAGGAGGACGUCAGUUUCUUCGAGGCCGGCGACAUGGGAGGGUUCGAUGGGAUAUUCAGCGGAGGCGCCAUUGACGGUUCGCCGGUGACGAUUGGGUCUGAGACGGCAGACACGAUUGAAGGGAUACAGGAAGAAGUUUGCCGAGCGACCAUGACCGUCGGGUACAGCCACUACUAG
Messenger RNA from Colletotrichum destructivum, 2055 nucleotides. RefSeq lists its product as uncharacterized. The transcript is spliced from 4 exons. Gene Ontology annotation, molecular function: DNA-binding transcription factor activity, RNA polymerase II-specific; zinc ion binding; DNA binding. The coding region runs from base 1 to 2055 and encodes 684 amino acids. Lineage: Eukaryota; Fungi; Ascomycota; Sordariomycetes; Glomerellales; Glomerellaceae. The record is from RefSeq and is a predicted model, not a curated record. Gene Ontology annotation, biological process: DNA-templated transcription; regulation of DNA-templated transcription.